GCGAGCCGCUGCUGCGCGAGAGCCAGAAAUCCGCAGCUGAGAAAAUCCAGAGAUCAGGAAUGAUGUGGCGAGCAGGGAUUAAACGCCAACGGGAAAAUUCCGGGGUGCACCACCGCUCCAAAUUUUCACGAUCUGCACGAAUGCUUUAGUGAUCGACCGCGUUUUACGUGGGUUUGGCUUGAACGUUGCAAUAACGGCUGAUGGAAGAUGCAGAGCUCGUCACCCUGGUCGUGUCCGGCUUUUAACGGAUAUUGUCCUUAUAUUUGUCUGCAUUGAUCGGCUGCUUUUUAACUUCGUUUCUCGUUAUUUUUUUUUCUUCCGAAAACUAUCUCGUGCCAGUUCAGUUCUUAUUGGAAACAUUUAUUUCAUUAGAAAAUCUGUAUUUUGCAUGUCGGGGCCAAAGCGACAGCAAUGUCUCUAGUGAACCGCAACGGAAAAGCCUAACGGACGAUGAUGAAGACCGAAUCCUCAUCCUCUAAACCAGCUAGCACCACGCUUCGGAGCCCCUCUCCGCAUCGGAACGCGUAUGAGGCGGGGAUUCAGGCGCUGAAACCGGCCAACGAUAUUCUUAACAACGCCGCAAACGGCGACGCUCAGGAUGGCAAAGCGAAGCCUUCCACUCGCGGUCGCACGUACGGCUCGAACGUGCACCGCAUCAAGAACAUGUUCAUGCAAAUGGGCGCAUCCUCUCCGACGGAGGGAGAGGCCCCGACCAAGGCGAACGGCGACAGCAAACCCGUUCGCCUUGCGCUCCCCAGGGCUGGAAGUCUGAACGAGAACGUGGAUCACAGUGCGCUACUGAAGCUCGGAGCCACGGUGUCGGAGCGCGUACACCGCUUUGAUCCCAAAGCGGAGGGCGGAGAUGCGAGAGGGUCCUCCAGUUUCUCCAAACUGCAGGAGACGCGCAAGAUAUUUGAACAGCAGCACCAAGAGAAACAGGCGGCUUCCAACCGAAUCUUCCUCAAGAAAGAGCGCGCUGCCGGCUUCCAGGACGGGCGUUUGGAUGUGGUAGCUCGCUUUAACGGGAGCACGGAGUCGCUGGACAGUCUGGAUGCAGUCGGCGGAGCCGGCGAAGCCGUGUCACCCACCGUUAGCCAGCUGAGUGCCGUGUUCGAGAGGGCCGCGGAGCUGCGCAACAACCUGCACCGCCUGUCCAACACGCCCCCGCCGCCGCCGCCGUCGCGCGGAGUCACAGCCCGCGCGGGCGCGCUCAACUCCAAGAUCAUCACUAAAAGAGUGCGCACCUUCCCCCCGGGGGCUAACAAAGAGGACGAGGCGGACGAACGCCGGGAGCAGGAUGGGACGUGCAAGACGCUUAAGGACAAAGAGCAGGCGCUCUACGCGGAGAUCCGGAGAAGGACGGGAGACAGUGUGGGAGACUGCCACAGUGAGUCUCAGGCCGCUGAGAAGGCUUUGUCUGAGCCGGCCGGCGACGCAGCUGUUAUCCAAGCCGAUGCCCAUGCGUCUCUUGCUAACGGGACCGUGUCCACCAGUGAGGAGUCCUUGGUGCCAGGUUUGACCCAAAUGAGUGUCAACGACGCCGGGCAGGCAGAGGAUAGCGGCUUGACGUGUCACCCCAGCCGCUCCGUGGGGGUCAGCAAGGAGGAAGACGAGGACGACGAGGGCACCCUUAAGGAGGACUUCUCUGGCGCCGACCUGGUGGACAUUAGCACCUACAGCGCCGUGGGGGAGGACUCGGGGGACAGCCAGCCGGAGGACGAGGAAGAAGAGGAGGAGGAGGAGGAAGAGGAGCCGUACGAGGCAGAGUCCGGCUGCACAGAGGUGUCAGGACUCCCCGUGGAGGAGGACCUGCCCCCGAGCCGCAAGAUCGGCUUCAGCACGGCGCCCAUUAAGGUUUUCCUGACCUACUCCAAUGAGGACUAUGACAGGAGGAAUGACGAUGUGGACCCCAUGGCUGCCUCGGCCGAGUAUGAGCUGGAAAAACGAGUAGAGAAGCUUGACCUCUUUCCCGUGGAGCUGGAGAAGGACAGAGAUGGACUGGGCAUCAGCAUCAUCGGCAUGGGCGCAGGAGCAGAUAUGGGACUGGAGAAGCUGGGCAUAUUUGUGAAAACUGUCACUGAAGGAGGGGCUGCCCACCGGGAUGGCAGGAUCAAAGUGAAUGAUUUGAUAGUGGAGGUGGAUGGAACCAGCCUGGUUGGAGUGACUCAGAGUUUUGCAGCCUCCGUGUUAAGGAACACAUCCGGUACAGUUAGGUUCACAAUUGGUCGAGAGAAGCCGGGUGAGCAGAGCGAGGUGGCCCAGCUCAUCCAGCAGACCCUGGAGCAGGAGCGCUGGCAGAGGGAGAUGAUGGAGCAACGCUAUGAAAACUACACGGGAGAUGAAGAGGAGCCGGCGGCCUACGGCACUGAUGAGGAGGAGGAGGAGGAGGAAGAUAUGAACUCCACAUACCCCAACGCCAUUGAGGUGUUUGACCUGGCCGAGAACGAGGACAUGCUUUCACCUGUGGAGGUGGACCCUGAGAAGCUCGCCCACAAAUACAAAGAGCUUCAGAUCAAGCAUGCCGUAACUCAGGCCGAGAUCCAGCAGCUCAGGCGGAAGCUGAGCCACGCAGAGCAGGAGAAACAGCGCUGGCGUGGUGAGAAGACCCAGCUAGAGAAGAGCGUGCAUGAUAACCGGGAGCGGAUGGAAAAGCUGGAGGGUUAUUGGCUGGAGGCACAGAGCUUGUGUCAGGCCGUGGACGAACACCUGAAGGAGACCCAGACACAGUAUCAGGCCCUGGAGCGCAAGUACAGCAAAGCCAAGCGCCUCAUUAAAGAAUACCAACAGAAGGAAAUUGAGUUUUUAAAGAAACAGACAACUCAGCGGAUGACUCUGGAAGAGACAGAAGCGUCACACAAAGAGGAGGCUGAACAGCUCCAGGACAAGGUCACUGAUCUGGAGUGUCAGGUGGAAGAACUUAGGUCACCAGAACUUUUAUAAGAAUGGUUUAUAAGAACCAUUUUGAACUACUGUAAGAGAAGAGGUGCUGCAAGAUAUGAAGAUCAGACAGCGAUCCACUUAACUCCCUACGAUUUUAUCUCCAGGGUUCUUUCUUGUCUUGAACAUUUCCUAUGUGAAUAUUCCUAUGAUCAGUGUUAGUUUGGUUUCUUUUACCUGCAACCCUGUCACACAUCAGAUGAACUUCACCUUGGUCAUAUUUAACAGAUUCAGACUGUUCCUGAGUCACUUGACUUUCUUGAGUAAAAACCCAUUUGAGACCUACUAGCUGAUGAGUCUGGUCCUACUUUUACCUGCAGAAGAUGUUUCAGAAACUUGGACUUGGUGGUUUGCCUUUGCAAAUACGACCCAAACAUCUUACUGUAUGAUCUUCUAACCAUUUCCGUUCAUUUGUUUCUACCGUGUUUCUUCUGCAGUGGCAUUGGUCUUUAUGUGGUAAGUCCAUCAUGGCAAGUGUGAUUUGUAUAUAUUCUUUAUAAAUAUAUAAUAACAUAAUCGUAAUGUUUUAAAUCUCUUGGGCAAAUUGGUAAGCACAUGCUUCUGGGUGGAACUGUGCGUUUUAAAAAUGAAUUUGUAGGAAAAUGAAAAGGCCUCUCAUUAAUCCCGUCUCUUGAAGGUAACGCUAAGAUUGAGUAGCGUAUGACAUACGACGAUGUAGCCUCCCGCCAAACGGCCGUUUCGCGUUCCUGCAGACGUCCGAUUAUCUUGGCCUUAACAUAUCUCCUCUGCUUACAGCAUCCACACCUUGAUUCACUUUCUGCUUCUCAAGCCAUGUGUUCACUGUACACUCUGCCCAGGGCUUGGACCUUAAAAACCAACCGUUGCCUUUCAGUGUUAGACCAGCGGGAAGAAGUGAUGCGGGCUUCCACUACUCCGGACGUCGCUUAAACGGCUAAUGUGUGCAAACCAGUCAAGGCCGGUUAGCAAAGGGCUCGCGUGCGCAUCGCUAACUAGCUCCUGCUAGUUUUCACUCAUCAAAAACCUUUUAGCAGCUUUUCCGAUACAAAUUCCUUAAAAGAAUACAGGCUCAGAUGUGUUUUCUAGUCAUGCUAGCUGUUUAGAAACCCGCUCCCGCUCCCUAGUGAAGAUCAGUUAGUUUUAACAGUGAUCAACCGUUUCCCAGUAAGCCUGUUUAUUUUGUGUUGUCUUACUGUGAUAGAGAACAGACAUGGAGAAAACGAUUGCCAAAUUUCUAUAGCUCGUUCUCCUUUUUCCUCUCUUAAAUAAAAGCUGUUAUUUUGUCUGGCAAGAGUAGAUAUAAUUUAAACAAAGAGGGGCUGAAGAUCUGUGUGCAUCUUAUUUCACAGCAGCAGCCUUUAAAGUAGGUAUUCUUUCAUGAUGGAAAGGUUUAAAAACUGGUGACAAACUGAACCACAUUAAAAAGUAUUAGUUGGAUAUAUGCUGACUGUCAUACCAUCUGCAAUAAUGGUAAAGUGAUUGUCAAGAAACAGUGAAACAGCACGAAUAUCUGUGAAAAUGUAUCCAUGCAAUACAUGUGAAGGUAACUGGAAUUAUGCUUGUGAAGUAGUGCUUUAGAUUCCGCCAUUAGUCUCCGAACAGUGGUUGACAUGAAAUUAGGCAUGUACUAAAGAAACAAAAUGGGAGGGGCUUGUAUUGAACAAGUUGAAGAGUUUUGUUAACGUACUUUUCUGAAAUAAACGGUCAACAGUGAA
Molecule: messenger RNA, 4631 nt
Organism: Electrophorus electricus (electric eel)
Lineage: Eukaryota; Metazoa; Chordata; Actinopteri; Gymnotiformes; Gymnotidae
Gene: ppp1r9bb
Product: protein phosphatase 1, regulatory subunit 9Bb
Biological process (GO): neuron projection development; actin filament organization; calcium-mediated signaling
Cellular component (GO): dendrite; cytoplasm; actin cytoskeleton
Molecular function (GO): actin filament binding
Source: RefSeq, a predicted model, not a curated record